AUGGCUACCCCAAGCCCCCCAAACCUCUCUAAAACACUUUCCGACAAGGCCAACAACCUUCUCAAUAAGGUCAACGAUGCUCAAUCCAUCUUCAACCCAAUUACCCAACUCCUAGAUACCUAUCUAAGCUCUAAGGAAGUCCACGCUCUCCCACCGAGUUCACGAAAACUCCUCACCUCCCUUUGCCUUGAAUUUAAGGCAAUCAUCGAAUAG
Sclerotinia sclerotiorum 1980 UF-70 is the source of this 213-nucleotide messenger RNA. RefSeq lists its product with no specific name. The record is from RefSeq and is a predicted model, not a curated record. The transcript has a single exon. NCBI's taxonomy places the organism in Eukaryota, Fungi, Ascomycota, Leotiomycetes, Helotiales, Sclerotiniaceae. Bases 1 to 213 code for a protein of 70 amino acids.